This is a messenger RNA of Scylla paramamosain (green mud crab), 2076 nucleotides long. RefSeq lists its product as uncharacterized. Gene Ontology annotation, molecular function: single-stranded DNA binding. Gene Ontology annotation, cellular component: Shu complex. Gene Ontology annotation, biological process: double-strand break repair via homologous recombination. Bases 174 to 944 code for a protein of 256 amino acids. The transcript has 7 exons. Lineage: Eukaryota; Metazoa; Arthropoda; Malacostraca; Decapoda; Portunidae. The record is from RefSeq and is a predicted model, not a curated record.
AGUGUCAAUCGUAACAAGAAGAGUGUGGCAGUGGAUCUGAAACAGCCAGAUGGAGUGCAGGUGGUCCAGGACCUUGUCUGCUGCAGUGACGUGCUUGUGGAGAACUUUGUUCCCGGGGCACUGGAUCGCCUUGGCUUAGGAAGCAACAAUAAAGAAAAACAAAACACCGCAGAAUGGCAGGUGUUUUGGAAAGAGUCUUCCCACUGGGAACUUCAGGUGAGGUGUUGGCUGGAUACCGCAGCACAAGGUUCUCCCCCAUGCCCUCCACAUUCAUCCUGGGUCCUGCACACUGCAACAAGUCAGCAUUGUUAAUGCAGGCAGCAAUAAGUGAAGCAGCAGCAGAUGGUCAAGUGCUGUACAUUGCACCACAGAAGCUGCAGGGCCUGCCUCCCAGUGUGGAUGGGAUGCCUCACCCGUCUUCCUCCUUCCUGGAAAAUGUCAGAUUUCUACAUGCUCAAAAAGAAUGUGAGUUGACAGGCUACUUAGCCUCCCUCCACAUGAUACCAGCCGGGGACAGGCCUUCUCUCAUUAUUAUUGAUGAUCUGCACUCCUUCAGCUACAGAGAAAACAUAGAUGCAGCAAGUCAGUUGGUGAAUGCAGCAAGAAUUCUGUCUCUUGCCCAGGAGUCAGCUGAAUUCUGUUCAAACUCCCCAGAUUGUCGAAUCUCAUACCCAUGCUGUGUUCUGGCAUCAUGGACCUUAGGCACUGGCAGUCUGAAGAAGGAUGAGAUUAAGGCCUUUGCAAAAACCUGGUGUCAUUAUGUAUGGAGUGUGGAGAGGAAGGCUAAAAACCAAGACAGUGAGGAAUUUCAUCUGGUGGAGGAAGAACAAGGACGUACCUGUAUUGUUGAGUUUUCCCUGCGUCUCUUGCCGUCCCCAAACCUGCUCCUUCAUCAAGUAAUCCUGGAGGAAAAAGAGCAAGGAGUGGCAGCCAAAGGAACCUAGUGAUAAUUUAUGAAGUUGUGUCUGUGGCAUUAGGUGUGACAAAACAGGUGAUGUCAGUUUGAGUUAUAUUGAAAGGAAUGGGAAAAUUCUGGUGUCAGUCCAUUUAACAGGAAUCAUCCAUUUGAAUUUGGUCACUUGUUAAAAGUCACCAGACUGCAUGUAGUUGUACAGCACCUUUAUUGUUAGAUCUUCAAAGCUCUGUUCUUCACAGUUGUGUGUUGGUACUGCCAGAAGUAUAUGAAUUUUACACUUGUUUUUGUUGCUCAGUAAACUUUUACGUUAUUUUUUUUGUCUAGUCUGGUGCACAUUCUCAGGAUGUCCCUUGAAGGGAUGCAUAUAUAAGUCGCCGUACUUUCAUAUUUUCAUAUUUGUUAUACUCUUACAUUCUUGUUAUCUUAUUCUUCCACUAUCUCUGUUUUACUUACACAAUGGUGCUCCAUGUUUUGUGGCAUCUUAAAUUAUAACUUGUGUUUAGCAGUGAUUCCAAAUAUAUUCCAUAACUAGAGUUCCACAAAAAUGUCAGUUUCAUGCAGAGGAUGUUACUGCCAUCCUUUGCUUCACUGUUUAUAUCCAUCAAUCAUCCAGUAUAGGUAACAUUUUCAGGAUAUGGAAGUAGAGAAGUACCUUUGCUUUUAUUUUUACUCUGCUGUUAUAUCUCUCCUUGUUGUACAUGACAGUUAUCAGAUGGAGUUGCUGCAGUCACUAUGCUUAAUUGCUGCACUCCAGGUGGUUUUCCUGCUGCCAGUAGUUUGCUGUUCUGAAAUGUGUUCAGUGUUCAGAUUGAGACAAGUAUUUAUCAUGUAUUAUCUCUGGAUUGUUGCAUGUCUGUCACUAAGAUACUGUCACAAAAUUAUGUAUUUGUGCAUAUUGUGGAAUGUUUUUCACAACUUUCUACAAACACUAUUUCAAGUCCUUGUACCUUCACUUGCCCAUGUCUUGUGGCAGGGUCUGCAGACUUUCACACUAUUGUCACAACAUUUAAAAAACAUUCACAGUGAGUAUGUAAUGUCUCAACAAUCCAGAAAUAUGAUUUAGAUAUUUUCUUUCUCACAAAGAAAGUACAAUUCAAAGAUUUGUUAUGUAUAGUUGAAGUUAGUUUAUAAAUGUACAAAAAUACAAUAAUGCUACCUCA